This is a messenger RNA of Kluyveromyces marxianus DMKU3-1042, 573 nucleotides long. RefSeq names its product Snd3p (gene SND3). Bases 1 to 573 code for a protein of 190 amino acids. The record is from RefSeq and is a predicted model, not a curated record. Gene Ontology annotation, biological process: protein targeting to ER. Gene Ontology annotation, cellular component: endoplasmic reticulum; mitochondrion. Lineage: Eukaryota; Fungi; Ascomycota; Saccharomycetes; Saccharomycetales; Saccharomycetaceae. The transcript has a single exon.
AUGAACGCUCAAAUUACAAAUCUAGCCAUCAUGUUGAUCAUGAUGCAAAUCUCCCGUCGUUUGGACAUGGAAGACCCAACCAUCAUACUGUACGUGCGUAUCGCCUACGUCGCAUCCGUCGUCAUCACCUGGUCCAUCUACUCGUACGCUAGAGCCCAAAUCGUCAAGAAGAACGACUUGACCACCUUGAAAUACGUCACUCCUCCAAACCCAUUGGGUGGCCAAACCGAAGAAAAACUCGAAGUCACCACCGUGCGCGACUACGACUUGCAACAAAUCGACUCUGCCAUCAAGUCCAUCUACACCGGUCUCGCCAUGAUGGGUUUCAUGCACUUGUACAUGAAGUACACCAACCCAUUGUUCAUGCAAAUCGUGUCCCCAGUCAAGUCCGCCUUGGAACACAACGAGGUCCAGAUCCACGUCUUCAACAAGCCUGCCACCGGCGACUUGAAGAGACCAUUCAAGGCCCCAUCCAUGUUCGGUGCUGCCACCGGUGGUUCCGACCCAAAGACCGACAAGAAGUCCAUCGAAACCGCAGAAAAGGCCGGCAAGGGUGGUGUCAAGGCAGAGUAG